UCAACAAUGAAAAUUCAAAUGAUAUGUUUGCUGCUGGGAACAGUUGUGAUCUGCUUCGCCACUCAUGGCCUCUGUGUGGGAAUGCUAACAAACUCAAGAUGCAAAUGUGCGAAAGUCAUCUCUAACUUCAUUCAUCCAAGAAGGUUUCAAGAUGUCAAUAUCUUUUACCAGGGGUCCUUCUGCAGGAAAGUAGAAAUUAUAAUUACCCUUAAGGGUGGAAAAAAAGUCUGUGUCGACCCCACUACUCCAUGGAUAAAGAGAGUUAUUUCGAACUUCAAUAAAAGACCAGUACGAACUAAAGAACUCAUUACAGAGGAGUCAUCAACCUAAUAAGUGAAGGCCCCUACAAUUGAAAUUCUACAGUUCAUUAGGAGCCAAGCUUUUGCUGUUUAACAUUUACUGUAAAAGUCUGCGCCAUAAGAAUUUGUGUUACCAUUUCACUUGCUUUCACCUAACCAGAAUCGCAUCAUUCAGAUAUCUAAUAUAACCUCUUUGAGCAAACUGCUAACAGCAUUUGAUGCUACUAAUGGCUUCUGACUACAAGAUUUAAAGGUGUCAACAUAUUUUUGAGCCAAUAAAUUGACAA
Molecule: messenger RNA, 586 nt
Organism: Chiloscyllium plagiosum (whitespotted bambooshark)
Lineage: Eukaryota; Metazoa; Chordata; Chondrichthyes; Orectolobiformes; Hemiscylliidae
Product: interleukin-8-like
Biological process (GO): defense response; immune response; chemotaxis
Cellular component (GO): extracellular region
Molecular function (GO): chemokine activity
Source: RefSeq, a predicted model, not a curated record